Messenger RNA from Gaeumannomyces tritici R3-111a-1, 1401 nucleotides. RefSeq lists its product as hypothetical. The transcript has 3 exons. NCBI's taxonomy places the organism in Eukaryota, Fungi, Ascomycota, Sordariomycetes, Magnaporthales, Magnaporthaceae. The record is from RefSeq and is a predicted model, not a curated record. Bases 1 to 1401 code for a protein of 466 amino acids.
AUGAGGCUGUCAAAGUUAUUGUGGCUGGCUGGGUCGGCAACCCUUAUCGAGGCCGCGGCGCUCGAUCAUAAUGGAGGAGAUGGAAAGCUGUCGAGGAGAGAUUUCGUGGCAUCGAUACUUAGCAUGCUGAACGACCCGAACGCGGUACGAAAGUUCACUGGCACGACGACCACGACUGUCGUUAAGACAGCACCACCAGGCGCCGAGGUCCCGAUUGCAACGCCGCCGCCGCCGCCGACGAACAAUGCUGGCGCAGCUCCCGCUCCCGCUCCCGUUGCCCCCGCCCCGGGCGUGAUUCAGUCGAUGGGCACCACACCGCCUGCUAGGAACUCGACAGGGGGUGCUGAUGGAAAGGGCAAGGAGGGGAAGAAGAAUAAGGAGGGGAAGAAAGACAAGGAGGGGAAGAAGGACAAGGGGGGGAAGAAGGGUAAGGGCGCAGAGAAACCGAAUGCCUCGUCACCCGCGUCGGGUGCGGCUCCGGCAGGCGGCGCGGCCACUCCUGCCCCGCCGCCAGUCAACAAUGCCGGUGGCGGAGCCGCGCCGAGUGGGCCUCGUGGUGGCGUCGGAGUCAGCAUCAUUCCGGUCCCUACUGCCCUACGAAAGACGACGCCAAACGGAGCGCCGGCCGCCUCGCCGGCUCCCGUCGCCGCCCCCGCCGCCCCGCCCGCUGCCUCGCAGGCUCCUGGUGCUGUCACCGGGGCCAACCCGCUGCCGCCCCCUUCUGGAAUCUCGUCCUUGCCCGUCUCCACGCUCCCGCCGCCUCCCGUUGGAACUGCGCCAAGCGCUGAGGCUCCGCCAGCGGCCCCUUCUGCUCCGGCCGCUUCGACUCCUGUCGCUUCAGCUCCUGCCGCAUCCACGCCCGUAGCUUCCGCUCCAGGUGCUUCUGCCCCGGCUUCUUCCGCACCGGUCGCCUCUCAACCGGCCGCUUCUUCCGCGCCGGCUAGCCCCAUAGCCUCCGCAGUACCGGCACCAUCAGCCCCGGCUGCAGCUCCUAUCGCCUCGGAAAUACCCGUGUCCUCGGCCCCCUCGGAACCCGUUGCCUCGUCCCUAGCCCCUCUCCCGCCUGCGGCUGAGACCUCGGAACCUGUCGCCUCGUCCCUAACCCCUCUCCCGCCUGCGGCUGAGACCUCGGUCCCCGCGCCCAGCUCGGCCCCUACUCCUAUCGCAGCACCUCCCCAGCCUGCUGCGACCCAAACCCCACCUGCUCCAGCGGCAUCGCUGGCCCUGCCAGUGGCCGGAGCUCCUGCGCCGACCCCGGCACCCGACACCAACAACGCUGCCCAGCCCAACAUCGUUAUCCCCAGCAACUUGUCGCUCAACUCCAAACUCAACCUUGGGAACCUGGCCAACCCAGCAAACGCAGCCAAAGCGCAGGGCCUUGCGGGCUUCGGCCGUGCCUAA